AGUAUAUGCGGUGACGGUUCCAAGUCCGGAUGUGCCAACUGUCUGCCCUGGUAACGCCCGGUCUUGCCUGCGAGCCUGAGGGCCUGAGGGCCUGAAAGCCUGAGAGCCUGGGAGCCUGCGGGGUUAACGGGAGCGGGCCGGGCACGUGAUGCGUUCCUCGCGAUGUCCCGACAAGGGCGUCAGGGCAUCCGGUAUUCGUUCAAAAGCGCCCCCUCCGGCCCAGCAACCAAAGAUGACACCUAUUCGUCUUCCUGUACUGCAAGAACUUCUCCCGCGAGGCUGCCGUGUCAACAAGAGCGACCAUGGUUAAACUCGAAGCAUUUGCCGUUGAGCAAUGGAUGGACAAGUACGAGACGACAGCGAAGUACAACAUCGCGGAGACAUGCAGCGCAUCAAUCUCGAUAGACGACCUGAGGGAGAUAUCAGACGAUAAAUCUACCAAUCCAUUGGCGCUGUCUACAAAGAAACUCACCUACGGUCCGAUCCGUGGUUCAGACGAGUUGCGCCAGAAUCUGGCUAACCUUUACUCGGUCAAAACACCAUCUCCUCUACCUCGAGACCAUAUCCUCAUCACUGCAGGAGCAAUUCAAGCAAACUUUUUGCUUCUGUAUACGCUGGUCGGACCAGGCGACCAUGUCAUCUGUCAUUAUCCUACCUACCAACAGCUCUACGCCGUGCCAGAGUCUCUGGGAGCGGAGGUGAGUUUGUGGAAAUCGAAAGAAGCAGACGGAUGGAAAUUAGACGUGAAGGAGCUGGAAGCGCUCAUCAAACCGAACACGAAAUUGAUCAUCCUCAAUAACCCCCAAAACCCAACCGGCGCCGUUAUUCCCCGUUCGACUCUCGAGGAGAUCGUUGAGAUCGCUGGGUCUAAAUCUAUCACCAUACUCUCUGAUGAAGUCUACCGACCUCUUUUUCAUUCCAUCAGCCCUGCCGAUAAAGAAUUCCCGCCCUCGAUACUGUCCCUGGGGUACGAGAAUACUGUGGCUACCGGCUCUCUGUCCAAAGCGUAUGCGUUGGCGGGGAUCCGUGUGGGAUGGAUCGCAUCACGCAGCAAGACUAUUAUCGAAGCCUGUGCUUCUACAAGAGACUAUACUACCAUCUCGGUCAGCCAGAUAGAUGAUGCAGUUGCGCGUUUCGCCCUGGCUCCAGACUGCGUGAGCAAUCUCCUGCAGCGGAACAUUGGCCUAGCAAAAAAGAACUUGGCCCUACUAGAAGCCUUUGUCGAAUCUCACCGCUGGGCGUGCGACUGGGUUAAGCCUGUGGCAGGCACAACCGCCUUUGUCCGCUUCAAUAAAAUGGGAAAGCCAGUGGAUGAUGUCGCAUUCUGCGAGAUGCUGCUGGAGCGUACCGGAGUCAUGUUCGUGCCCGGUAGCGCAUGUUUUGGCCAGGGAGAAGAUUUCAAGGGCUACGUCCGGAUUGGCUUCGUGCCAGAAACGCAGGUGUUGGAACAGGGACUAGAAGCUUUGAAAGCUUUUCUAGAAGAUGGAUACGAGGAUGUUCCUGUGCUGAAGAAAAAAUAGUCUUCUUCGAUUGUGCAGCUAGUGGAACUGUCGUGGGUCUAGAAUCAUAUGCCUAAGUAUAUAGUGCAUGACAUACGGAGCACAUAGCAACUCUAUAUAUUUCCUGUCCUGGAUUCUAACGCGUCAAGAAUCUAUAUAUGAGCUUGAGAUAUGUGGAACGUUAGUCUAGAGGCUUUUCAGAAUAUAAAAAGAAGCUCAUUACCU
Molecule: messenger RNA, 1724 nt
Organism: Paecilomyces variotii
Lineage: Eukaryota; Fungi; Ascomycota; Eurotiomycetes; Eurotiales; Thermoascaceae
Product: aspartate/tyrosine/aromatic aminotransferase
Exons: 3
Coding region: 303-1520 (405 amino acids)
Biological process (GO): biosynthetic process
Molecular function (GO): catalytic activity; pyridoxal phosphate binding
Source: RefSeq, a predicted model, not a curated record